This is a messenger RNA of Otolemur garnettii (small-eared galago), 5311 nucleotides long. It is a transcript of the gene ALPK3, whose product is annotated as alpha kinase 3. Bases 16 to 5121 code for a protein of 1701 amino acids. Gene Ontology annotation, molecular function: ATP binding; protein serine/threonine kinase activity. Gene Ontology annotation, cellular component: nucleus. Gene Ontology annotation, biological process: cardiac muscle cell development; protein phosphorylation. The transcript is spliced from 14 exons. NCBI's taxonomy places the organism in Eukaryota, Metazoa, Chordata, Mammalia, Primates, Galagidae. The record is from RefSeq and is a predicted model, not a curated record.
CGGGGCGGAGGCGCCAUGGGGUCGCGGAGGAUCCCCACCAGGGGCUGGGGCGCGGGCGGACGGGCCGGGACGGGGGGCGACGGCGAAGACGAAGGGCCGGUGUGGAUCCCUAGCCCCGCCAGCCGCAGCUACCUGCUGAACGUGCGGCCUGAGACCAGCUUAUCAAGCAACCAGUUGUCUCACCCCAGCUCUGGAAGGAGCACCUUCUGCUCCAUCAUUGCUCAGCUAACAGAGGAGACCCAGCCGCUAUUCGAGACCACACUCAAGUCCCGGGCUGUGUCCGAGGACAGCGACGUCAGGUUCACCUGCAUCGUCACAGGAUACCCAGAACCCGAGGUAACCUGGUACAAGGAUGAUACAGAAUUGGACCGCUACUGUGGCUUGCCAAAAUAUGAGAUCACUCAUCAGGGCAACCGCCACACACUGCAGCUGUACAGGUGUCAAGAAGAAGACGCUGCUGUCUACCAGGCCUCUGCCCGGAACAGUAAGGGUAUUGCAUCCUGCUCGGGGGUCCUGGAGGUGGGCACCAUGACUGAGUACAAGAUCCACCAGCGCUGGUUCGCCAAGCUGAAGCUCAAGGCUGCAGCAAAGCUGCGUGAGAUUGAGCAGAGCUGGAGGCACGAGAAGAAGGCAGUGGGGGAAGCCGACACCCUGCGCAAGCUCAGCCCUGACCGUUUCCAGCGAAAGCGCAGGCUGAGUGGAGCUGAAGCACCAGUCCCCUCAGCCUCUACCAGGGAGGCUGAGGGUGGGGCCCUGGCAGCCCAGCAGAAGGGAGAGACUGAGUCUGCCCAGAACGUGGGUUUGGGCCUGAUCAGCAGUUUUGCUACUGGAGAGGUGACCACAAAUGGGGAGGCUGCCCCUGAGAAUGGGGAGGAUGGUGAGCAUGGCUUGCUGACAUACAUCUGUGAUGCCAUGGAGCGGGGACCUCAGAAACCCCCCCAAAAGGAGUCUGGGGCCAAGAAGAAAAAGAAAGGUGAAGAAUCUAAGCAAGGUCUACAGAAUCCAGAGUUAGAGAAGGCUGCCCGAAGCCACUGUUCUUCAGAAAACCGUAUCCCCAGUUCCGACAAGCCUGACUCUCGCAGGACACAGGAGUCCAUGGGCAUGAAGCAGGCUCAGACCCAGUCCAGAGGCAGGGUUGCACAGGAGCCUGGAUCCUCUGGGCCAGACAGUGCCAGGGAACAAGGCUCUGCUGUGGGCAUUCAAGACAAGGUCUGGGGAGCCCCUGCUCCAGCCCCUGCCCCGGGCCCAGAUCAGGAAGGGUAUUUCUCACUGAAGGACAUGUACGUGGAGAGCACCCAGGCAGUCAGGCUUCAGGAGAACAGGGGUCCCCAGCCCCAAAGUGUUGAGGCACUUGGAGAGGACUCCUCAGGGAAGGCACUCAUCAAGGCUGCAGGUGGGGAGGUGCCUGCUGCUCCUGGCCAGCCCACCCCCUCCACAGUCACCCAAUCAACUAAGCCUUUCAACAGGAAGAGAUUUGCCCCUCCAAAGCCCAAAGCAGAGUCUACCUCUGACAGCAAGCCCAUUUCUUCCCUGAAUCAAGUUCCAGAACUUGAGGCCCAGAACUCAGGGAAGACCCCACCUCAGGCCUCUGCCCAAGUGCCAACACCUCCUGCCCGGCAGAGACACAGAACCUGGGAUAGCCCCUCUCAGGGGAAAGCAGGCCACAGGACUCCAGGAGGAGGCCUAGAGUCCCAGGCAACUGUGGCUCCUACCCUGCCUGCCAGCAGCAGCCCUAACGUAGCCUCUGUUGGCUAUAGCACCUCCAGAAGUCAAGGUGCCAUCAAAUCCAUGGAUAUGGAAACACAGGAGGAUGAGAGAACAUCUGCUGACCAGGCAGCUGGAGGCAAGAAGAAUAUGCAGGCAGCAGGGAAGGUGCAGGUGGAUGGAAGGACCCAGGGAGAGCAAGCACAGACAAGGCAGAGGAUACAGGCAGACAGCAAGGUGCGGGCAGGUGUUGUGACACAAGACAGUGAGAGGCCACAGUCAGGCAGGUGCUCACAGAAGGAUGUAGGUGUGGUGACACAGAAAAGGAUGGAGAUGCAGGGAGAAAAGCCACAAGCAGAUAAGACGAUACAGGAAGGCAGGAGGGCACAGGCAGAUGGCAGGGUGCAGGAAGACAGAUGGGCACAGGCAGAAAGGGGGACCCAAUCAGAGGGGACUGUAACCACAGCCAUGAAAGUUCGGUCAGAGCAGGAGGCCAUGACCAGCCUCAGCCCACCACGCACAGCCCCUGAACUCUCACCUUCAAAGGGUCCUCAGUCUCCUCAGAUCAUUGAGUAUUUCAUGCAGACUCCGGAAGGGUCUUGUGUCCCUGAAAAAUCUGGUUUCAUGCCCAGAUCUGAGGUGGCAGCAGCCACAGCUUCCAGGAACCAUGAGGAGAUUGUGCUGGGUCCCCUGUCAGGGAACCUCAUGCUCCCAUCACAGCUGCUUCCUGCAGGGAGCUUGGAGCAGGUGGGAGGAGGCACACAGCAAGGGCCAGACCUGUUUGGGCCGGUCACCACUGACACACACAACAGCCUAUUCCAGUACCCUAAGGAGGAGCAACCAGGGGGAGCAUCAUGCGUGGAUCUGGGUGGCUGUCCUCCAGCUGGCCUGUGUCAGGGGGUACCCACUGUGCCUCCUCCUCCUGGGACUGCCCUGACCAGUAGCCCCAAGGAGGAACUGCCCAGCACCCCAACUUCUCAGCAUAUGAGCACCGCUGCCUUCCUGCCCUCUGCAGACCAGGCCUUGCUGAGUUCCGCCUCCACACUGCAUCUGGGGCCGGAGACCCCCACCCAGAGUCACCCAUCAGAAACCAUGGCCACCAGCAACAAGGGGGCCUGUGCUAAGGUGCCAGAUGUGGAGGAGGGGACCUCAAGCUCCCGGACCUGUGACCCCGGCCUCAUAGAUUCCCUGAAGAACUACUUGCUUCUGCUGCUGAAGCUAUCUACUGCAGAGCCAAGUGGAGCAGGGACAGAGAUCCAAGCAGGUGCUGCCACUGGAAGUCUGGAGCCCUCGCUCACUCUGGUCCCCACUGUGGAAGUGGCUGGGCUGAGUCCCCGGACAUCAAGGCGCAUCCUGGACCGUGUCGAGAACAACCACUUGGUGCAAAGUGCACAGACGCUGCUGCUGAGCCCCCGCACCACUCGCCGCCUCACGGGCCUCUUGGACCGUGAGGUGCAGGCUGGCCACCAGGCCCUGGCUACUGGCCGAGGGUCCCAAGGCACUGGCCUCAGCCCCCUCGCUGUCCCUGCCAUCGUGGUAGGUGAGGAGGGCCCUGGGCUGGCCUCAGAAGAAUCCAGGCAGGAUGAGGGAGAGGUUUCCCUGGAGGGGCCUGGCCUUCUGGGGGCCUUCCAGGAGAGCAGCAUGGCGGCGCCACUGGUGAAGAAGGCAUGUGGGCAGGCAGUCUCUGGGGAGGGACUGCUCUCAGCAGAGGCCAGAGCCCAGGAACCCUCCCAAGAAGAAGAGUUCCCAGGGGAGGCUCCAACAGGUCUCCCUGCAGCUACACCUGAGGAACUGGCCCUAGGAGCACGGAGGAAGAGGUUUCUCCCUAAGGCCAGAGCAGUGGGAGAAGCGGAGGCAUCCAAGCCCGAGGAGAAGGAGAGCCCCAUGGUUUCCCCUCGGGGUUCCAGGAAAAGCCUGGCGCCUGGGUCCCCAGAGACUCCAGAGCGGGAGAGAUGCUCCCCAACCCAAGGCAGAAAGGUGGGUAUGCUGGAGGUGCCACGGACAGAAGAGGAGCCAGCAGCAAGAGGCUUGGGCCCCAGCCCCAAGGCCAGUGGUCUGGACGAAAGCAAACAGGAAGCUCUGCCCAAGCCCAGGAAAGCCAAAGACCUGCUAAAGGCCCCACAGGUGAUCCGGAAGAUUCGAGUGGAGCAGUUUCCUGAUGCCUCAGGGAGUCUGAAGCUCUGGUGCCAGUUUUUCAACAUUCUCAGUGACUCAGUCUUGACAUGGGCCAAGGACCAGCGCCCUGUGGGUGAGGUGGGCAGGAGCGCAGGGGAUGAGGGGCCGGCAGCCCUGGCCAUUGUGCAGGCGUCCCUCGUAGACUGUGGCGUGUAUCGAUGUACCAUCCACAACGAGCAUGGCUCAGCCUCCACUGACUUCUGCCUCAGCCCCGAGGCAUUGUCAGGAUUCGUCUCCAGAGAAGAAGGUGAAGUUGGAGAAGAGAUUGAGAUGACCCCCAUGGUAUUUGCUAAGGGUCUGGCUGACUCUGGCUGCUGGGGGGACAAACUCUUUGGGCGACUGGUGAGUGAGGAGCUCCGAGGGAGUGGACAUGGGGGUGGCCUCCGGAAGGCCUCCCAGGCCAAGGUCAUCUAUGGGCUGGAACCCAUCUUCGAGUCAGGCCGCACGUGCGUCAUCAAAGUGUCCAGCCUGCUUGUGUUUGGGCCCAGCAGCGAGACUUCUCUCCUGGGCAGAAACUACGAUGUCACCAUUCAGGGGUGCAAGAUCCAGAACAUGAGUCGAGAGUACUGCAGAAUCUUCGCAGCUGAAGCAAGAGCUGCACCUGGCUUUGGGGCGGUGCCUGAGAUCAUCCCACUGUACCUGAUCUACCGGCCUGCAAACAAUAUUCCAUAUGCUACCCUGGAGGAGGACCUGGGCAAGCCCCUGGAGUCUUACUGUUCCCGGGAAGGCGGCUGUGCUGGGGCUCCAGCAGCAUCUAGCAACUUUGAGGUCAUGCAGAAAUGCCAGACCUUCCAGCACUGGCUGUAUCAGUGGACAAAUGGCAGCUUCCUUGUCACAGACUUGGCAGGGGUUGACUGGAAGAUGACUGAUGUGCAGAUUGCCACCAAGUUGCGAGGAUAUCAAGGCCUCAAGGAGAGCUGUUUCCCUGCCCUGCUGGACCAGUUUGCCUCAUCCCACCAGUGCAACGCCUACUGUGAGAUGCUGGGGCUGACAGCCCUCAAGGGCCCUGAGGCUGCCUACCUGCAAACCAAGGCCAAAGGCUCUAAGAGUCCAUCUGCUGGCAGGAAGGGCACCCAGCUAAGCCCUCAGCCUCAGAAGAAAGGCCUCCCUAGUCCUCAGGGCACCCGGAAGAGCACCCUGAACUCCAAGGGCACCCCCCAGGCCUCAGAGCCAGUCGCCAUCCAAUUAUUGGGACAGCCUCCCACCCAAGAGGAGGGCUUGGAGGCCCAGGUCAGGCGGUAGCCCCACCAAGAGGCUGGGUGCCUCCACCCAGCAGCUCCCCAGUCCGGAAGCAGCUGGGACUGGACCGAGACGUUCCUAACAAAGAAGUGCAGGAGGAGGUACCACUGUGGUUCUGCACAGCCUGUCCAACAGCGCCUCAUCAGACGGCUUCAGUGCAGCCAGAGAAGGUGCACUAGGAGGCACCACUGGG